Messenger RNA from Athalia rosae (coleseed sawfly), 3916 nucleotides. RefSeq names its product CAD protein. Gene Ontology annotation, molecular function: cobalt ion binding; zinc ion binding; allantoinase activity. The coding region runs from base 748 to 3411 and encodes 887 amino acids. The record is from RefSeq and is a predicted model, not a curated record. Gene Ontology annotation, cellular component: cytoplasm. Gene Ontology annotation, biological process: allantoin catabolic process; peptide modification; purine nucleobase catabolic process. The transcript is spliced from 19 exons. Lineage: Eukaryota; Metazoa; Arthropoda; Insecta; Hymenoptera; Athaliidae.
AAGUUAUGAGUAAUCUGUCACAAUUCGUCACGACAGAACAUAACCCACACGAGUAUCUCUAAUCAUUUAUCGAGUGCCCACCAAUUCACACAAGGAAUAGUACGUAUUCUGGAACUGGAAUUCGAAAAUAACAGUGUAAAACGAAAUAGUUGAUAACGCUACACUCGGUUGAUACACUAUGGUUAUAAUGAAUGAAGCGAUUUAUUAUAUUUCGAAGAGAGAAAAACAUUACGUAAAGGUAGAGAGGUGAAACGUCAGAUUGACCGCAAAGGCAAGAAGCAAAUAUGCCCAUUCCCGUCCUCAGUUUGUCCCAGUAUUCUCCGCCCCCGGCGCAUGCAUUUGACAACAGAUGGAUCCCUCGUGGGUUUGAUCCACUUUGACAGACAGUUUCUACUAGAGGGUCGAACAAUAAUAAAUCCAGGGAUCACAUAAUGAUUUUUAUUCAAGUCUUUAACAUUCGCAACAACUACGAUUGAGUUAUAUUGCAGAGUGAGCGUUUGUGUAUUGUUUGUGAUGUCGCUAUCAACUUGAAGCCCAAAUUGCUUGAGACUUACAGCAGUGACUAAUAAAUGGUUCUAUAAACUAUGACUAUGAUUGAGAAAUAUUUGAUAGCAAUGAGUAAUUGCAAAUAGUCAGUAACCCUUCUGAACUGCAUAUUUUUUAAACAGCUACUCUAAAUUUCUCAGAAGUGCAGAAUUUGAAUAAUAGGUACAUAGGCAUUUAAUAGGUGAUCGGUUGCUUUCAACAAUGAAGAAUACCCUUGCUGGUAGCUCGGAUGAUUGCCGUUACCACAAUAAUGUAUUCGAAGAAUACUGUGAAUUAGAAAUCAACCCCAUAAUUAAUGAACACACAAAUACUAUUAAUGAUGAUUUCAAGGAAAAAUUAUCCAAAAGUGUCAGUAAUUUAUUACAAAAAUUGGAAAAAAAUAAGAAAUAUUUUGAAAAAUCCAAGGACUUCUCAAUUUAUACGGGAACAACAGGAAUCGCAUAUCUAUAUUUUCACUACGGAAAAACAUACAAUGACCAGUCAUACAUUAUCAGAGCAGCGGAGAUGAUCAAUGAAAAAUUGAAUGAACUGAAGUCAUCGAAAAGAUUGAUAUCAUUUUUGUGUGGAAUUGCUGGACCUUUAGCUCUAGGGGCAGUUCUUCAACACGUGUAUUUUGAUAGGAAAAAAUCAAGGGCUUUAAUAGCAGACUUGGAGGAUCUAUUCAAGUAUACUUGUGACGGGAGCAGUGACGAAUUACUGUAUGGACGAACUGGUUACCUCCAUGCGUUACUCUUUGUUAAUAGCUACAUAUCUCCACCACCGUUUAAUGAAAACUUUCUGAAACAGGUGAUAAAUCUCAUCCUAAAUUCUGGACGAGCAACUUCCAGGGAGACACGCUGUGAGUCCCCACUCAUGUAUUCUUGGCAUAAUAAACUAUAUCUUGGGGGUGCCCACGGUUUAGCUGGAAUUUUAUACAUAUUACUUGAGGCAAAGCUUUACCUAUCCCAGUCCCAGCUCAAAGAACUUAUUGAACCAGCGGUGCAGUAUCUCAUUAAGCUGAAAUUCGAAUCAGGCAAUUUUCCUUCCUCAAUUGGAAAUCAGACUGAUAAAUUGAUUCACUGGUGUCAUGGGGCCCCAUCUAUGGUCAUGCUCUUCUGCAAGGUGUUUCAGAUUUUCCACAACCCAGAAUAUCUUCAAGCUGCUAUUAGUUGCGCAGAUGUUGUGUGGUCUCGAGGACUUUUAAAAAAAGGGUAUGGGUUAUGCCAUGGGGUUGCUGGUAAUGCCUACACGUUUUUGCAUUUGUUCCAGCUAACUAAAGAUAACAAGCAUUUGUAUAGAGCUUGCAGGUUUGCAGAAUGGUGUAUGAACUAUGGUAAACAUGAAAAUAGAACUCCUGAUCGACCUUUCUCACUGUUUGAAGGACUGGCAGGAACCAUUUAUUUUCUGAUUGAUAUCCAAAAUCCAUUGUUGGCCAAGUUUCCCGCGUACACGGUAUAUAGCGAUGAGUCAGUUGAGGAAGAAAGAAAUUUUUCACAACAAAAUUUUUGCAAAGACGCAUACGUGAGCAACAGAGUAGUUCUUCCUGAGGAGGACGGUGGUGUUCAACCAGCAAUAAUAAUUGUGAGCGAUGGGAAAAUACAGGAAAUUAUCCGUUCGUUCGACGAAGAAACGCUCAGCAAAUUAAAAAAUGAAAAUGUUAUGGUUCAACACUUUGGUUCUUCGAUCAUAAUGCCUGGUAUUGUCGAUUCUCACGUUCAUAUAAAUGAGCCAGGCCGAACUGACUGGGAAGGAUUUGAUACAGCAACAAGAGCUGCUGCAGUUGGUGGAGUUACCACAAUUGUGGACAUGCCAUUGAAUUCUAUCCCCCCAACCACUACUCUUGAAAAUUUAGAGAUUAAGGCAAGAGCAGCAUAUGGAAAAGUGUGGGUUGACGUAGGAUUCUGGGGUGGUGUCAUACCUGGAAAUCAGAAAGAUCUUCGGGCACUAGUAGCAGCGGGUACAGUCGGGUUCAAAUGCUUCUUAUGUCCAAGUGGCGUUGAUGAAUUUCCUCACGUUGAUGUUGAGGAUGUAGAGAAAGCUUUGGUCGAAUUACAAUCUACUAAUUCUGUACUCGCGUUCCAUGCAGAAUGUGAACUCGCACAUCCGCGAAAUAUCACGAAUAGAGAUGGUGGGCUUUAUGAUACAUUUUUACAAUCACGACCACCUGCAAUGGAAGUAGAAGCUAUAAAAAUGGUAUCUUCUUUAUGCAAACGUUAUGGAGUGCGAUGCCACAUCGUUCACCUAUCAGCAAGUGAAGCUUUGGAGAUUAUAAGAGAUGCAAAAGUUGAAGGAUCUCAUCUGACGGUCGAAACCUGCCAUCAUUAUUUGAAUUUCUCUGCCGAGGAAGUGCCCAUUCACGCAACAGAAUACAAAUGCUGCCCACCCAUUCGUGAUAAAUCUAAUCAGAAUAAACUGUGGGAGGCAUUAGAGAACGGUUUACUGGAUAUGGUGGUGUCGGAUCACUCCCCAUCAACACCAAACCUCAAGAGAUGUGGAGAUUUCAUGACAGCCUGGGGCGGAAUUUCAUCUCUGCAGUUUGGCCUAUCAAUAAUGUGGACUGCUGCAAGAAAGCGAGGCUUGAAAUUGGAAAAAGUUUCACACUUGCUGAGCAGAGCCCCAGCAAGGCUGUGUAAUCUUGAUGAUCGUAAGGGCAGACUAUGCAAGGGAAUGGAUGCAGAUCUCCUUAUCUGGGAUCCUGAGGCAACCAUAAAGAUUCAAGAGUCGAUGAUUCUGCAUAAAAAUAAGCUUACGCCUUACAUGGGCAACGAAUUGUUUGGGCAAGUACUAGCAACAAUAAUCCGUGGACAUACGGUUUAUAAAAAUGGACUUCUUGGAAAUAAACCCAUCGGAAACCUACUGCUCAAAGAUGAAAAGUAUUGCAUCUAAAGUAGGCUUACUUCACGUAACUUACUUUCAGAGCUACUUGCUACGUUAUUGCAUGUAAGUUACAUCUUAUCUGAAAGUAUCGUUCGUCCACGCUGAAGCGUCAUUCUAUUUGAUUUAUGAAGCUCGGGACGAUGCCGCGAUUGUCAUUUCCAUAAGUGAAUUGAUCAUUUAAAAUAAUUUAAUUCAAACUAUGGCUCAAACGUAAAAACCCACCUACGCAUAAGGGAACAAAUAACUCAGCUGAAGCUCUUUUGUAUGACCGUGUAACGUCUUGAUAUAAUAUGGUUUCUCAUUUGAUAAGAGAAUGAAAUUAUCUCUGACUGAACCACAUUCAUCCGCGACACAUGUAUUUGUUUUUACUAUUAGUCAUGUGUUCGCUCCAUAUGGUAAGUGGAAAUAUUAAAUUAUCAUUUAUAAGUCAAAGUCAUAAAUAAUAUUGGAAUCAGAUGUCGCUCGUAAAAAUUGUUACGAUAUUUUCAUGACAAAUAAACGGUGAUACAUACGA